Polypterus senegalus (gray bichir) is the source of this 992-nucleotide messenger RNA. It is a transcript of the gene prdx5, whose product is annotated as peroxiredoxin 5. Gene Ontology annotation, cellular component: cytoplasm; mitochondrion; peroxisome. Gene Ontology annotation, molecular function: thioredoxin peroxidase activity. The record is from RefSeq and is a predicted model, not a curated record. NCBI's taxonomy places the organism in Eukaryota, Metazoa, Chordata, Cladistia, Polypteriformes, Polypteridae. The transcript is spliced from 6 exons. The coding region runs from base 163 to 732 and encodes 189 amino acids. Gene Ontology annotation, biological process: hydrogen peroxide catabolic process; cell redox homeostasis; cellular response to oxidative stress.
GAACAGAAACAGCUCAAGUUUCAGCGCGGAAAGGCGGUGCUUCCUAGGUAGGAGGAACUUCAGCCGGUUGGGCUUGCUUGGUUGCAGAACGCCCAUCUGUGGCGCAGUUCGUCUCGAUCCCCCACCCCGGACUGUCUGCAGUAUUUAAACAUCGUAGAAAAGAUGACGCUUUCGAUAUUGACAAGCAAGGGUGGGCGGAUACUGUCUGCGUCUAGGCUCCUGCACACCACAGCUUUUGCAAGCAUGCCCAUUAAGGUUGGAGAAAAGUUACCUGCAAUUAAAGUAUGUGAAGGGGACCCUGGUACUGAGGUUUGCAUGACAGAAUUGUUUAAGGGUAAAAAAGGGAUCCUUUUUGCUGUUCCAGGAGCCUUCACUCCUGGGUGCUCAAAGACUCACCUCCCAGGAUUUGUGGAGAAGGCUUCUGAACUUCAGGCUAAAGGCAUUCAAGAAAUUGCCUGCGUCUCUGUCAAUGAUGUGUUUGUAAUGUCUGCUUGGGGCAAAGAGCAUGGUGCAGAUGGAAAGGUGAGAAUGCUGGCUGAUGCCACUGGGGCCUUCACCAAGGCAGUAGACCUGAUGUUAGACAAUGAACAUCUCUUACAAGUUUUAGGGAAUAAGAGAUCUCAACGGUAUGCAAUGCUUGUGGAAGAUGGUGUCGUCAAAAAGCUAAACAUUGAGCCAGAUGGCACUGGCCUUACAUGCAGUUUGGCCAGUAACAUUCUAUCACUGGUUUAACCAGGCUAUGGCAGUUGGUUUAUUUUUACAUUUGAUCAUAAAUCAGUUUUCUCCAGUUGGAAAAAUAAUAUACUCCGCAGUACUUCAUUUGAGGGUUAAACAACUGAUAUAAUACGGAAUUCUUUACUAUAUCCAUGAAACUGGCAGUGUCCUAGAUACUUUGUUUCCUGGGAACUGUACAACAUGAUAUGUGUUCUGCAGACUUAAUUUUUAAAAAUUGUAAGCUUAAAAAAAUUAAAUAAACCUGUUAAAAAAAAAAA